UGGACUCCGAGAGCUCUCUCUUUCUCGGCUUUCACUUCGAAAACGCAUUCAAUAAACCCUAACUCCCGUCUUCCUCUCUGAAACCCUCGUCUCGUUUCCAAUGGAACUGCCGGAAUCCUUCAUCGGCAGCUACCACCGGGGAGUCGUCGGCGGCCAGUUAGGGCCGGAGAAGCAAGGGGACCACUUCGUCGUCGAGGACCUUCUCGAUUUCUCCAACGAGGAUGAAGACGAAGAGGAGGCCUUCAUCGGCACCGACGUUUACGAAACCAUCGCCGGGAACUCAGCGGAUUCAUCGUCGGUGUCCGUAAUCACCGCCGUGGAUAGCUGUAACUCCUCCUUCUCCGGCCCUGACGCCAGUUUCCCCUCCGAAUUCCGCUUCUCCGGCGACCUCUCCGAGCCGGCGUUUGAUGAGCUCGCGGAGUUGGAAUGGAUAACGAAUUUGGGGGAAGAGACGUUCUCCAGCGAGGACAUCGAGAAGCUUCAUCUCAUCUCCGGCGUCAAGUCAUCAUCCUCCGGCACGGUGUCGGCGCCGAGCUCAGCCACGGGGACGCCGGCGCGUGGGAGAAUGCGCAGCAAGCGAUCGCGCGCGGCGAACGUCUCGUGGUCAUCGCGCCUCCCGAUUCUCUCAAGCUCAUCCUCAGAAUUGGAACCCAUCGCUGUGGCGGCACCGCCGCCUCCGCUGCCGCAGCCGAAGCCGGUGAAGAAGAAGGAUUUUUUUCGACGGCGACGGUGA
Messenger RNA from Dioscorea cayenensis subsp. rotundata (Guinea yam), 733 nucleotides. Its product is annotated as GATA transcription factor 9-like. NCBI's taxonomy places the organism in Eukaryota, Viridiplantae, Streptophyta, Magnoliopsida, Dioscoreales, Dioscoreaceae. The coding region runs from base 101 to 733 and encodes 210 amino acids. The transcript is spliced from 2 exons. The record is from RefSeq and is a predicted model, not a curated record.